Messenger RNA from Schistocerca cancellata (South American locust), 3218 nucleotides. It is a transcript of the gene l(2)gd1, whose product is annotated as coiled-coil and C2 domain-containing protein 1-like. Gene Ontology annotation, biological process: regulation of transcription by RNA polymerase II. Bases 278 to 2881 code for a protein of 867 amino acids. Gene Ontology annotation, molecular function: RNA polymerase II cis-regulatory region sequence-specific DNA binding; DNA-binding transcription repressor activity, RNA polymerase II-specific. NCBI's taxonomy places the organism in Eukaryota, Metazoa, Arthropoda, Insecta, Orthoptera, Acrididae. The transcript has 17 exons. The record is from RefSeq and is a predicted model, not a curated record. Gene Ontology annotation, cellular component: nucleus.
CGAAUAUCUGCGAAUGUGAUUAUUAGUCACUCUCACAAUUUUCAUUCCUUACGUACAUUUUACUUGUAAGAAGGAAGUUGGUAUGACGUCGCUGAGAGAAGGGGGGGUGUGCUAGGCAAAGACUCUGAGAUAUUUUGAAUCGAAUCAACGAUAUGACAGUUUGAAAUUGUAAUAUUGUUUUUGACAGUGUAGUUUGUGUUGACAGGAGUGCUAGUCACUUUUACUAAACGAAGUAGUUUGUUGUCAUAUUCCGUAAGUGCUGUUUUGUGUAAUUAUCAUGUUCGGAAGAAAAAAGGAGGCUAGAACUAAGCCCAGGACUGCUGGAGGAUUGUCUCAAUUUGGCUUGUUGGACCUCCCUGAUAUUAAUGCAGUUGAUUCCAACGAAAUGGGCACUGAUGAUGAUGAAGACGAUGAUUCAGCCUUGGAGGCGGAAUUGUUAGCUAUAACUUCCGGAAAUCUACCCGCACGACCAAAGAAAGCUCGUCCAGCACCAGCAGUACCUCAGGUAAAUCUGGAUGCAAUGGUUGCUGAAAGUCUAAAGGAUAUACCAUCUGAUGAAGAUGUAUCUGGGGAUGAUGAUGACCCUGAACUUUUACAUGAACUUGGCACAUUGGCUGAGGAGGAUACUGUGAUGGAAGCUGAGAAGCCGCCGAGUACACCAGUAGCGCCACCUAAAAGAAAUGAAGGAAAUCCAUUGGUUACAACUCUGGAAGAAAGACUCAAAAUGUAUCAGGAGGCUGAAAAGAAUGCAAAGUCAGCAGGAGAAUCUUCAAGAGCUAGAAGGUUUGGCAGGGGAAUAAAAACACUUAACGAUAUGCUGAAGCAGGCAAAAGCUGGUCGUGUUGUUAAUGAGGAAGACAUUCCACCUCCAGUAGCAGUAACACUGACAAAGAAACCAGAUGUACCGUCUGUUGCGGACACACCUACCCCUGAGAUGGUUCCAACGCGACCUGCCCCUCAACCUCCUGUACCAGAGAGGCCACCACAGUUUGGAGUGCCACUGCCUGGCAUGGCUUCUCCAGUGCAAGAUCAGUCACCAGGAAAGGAAGUCCCAUCACCCAUGCCAUCAAGUCCUACUACAUCCACCGCUGAUCAAAAUAAUACAAUUGCUGCUCUUGCUGCACGCAGGGAUGAGUACAAAAUGGCAGCACUGCUAGCUAAGAAGGCUGGUGAUCGGGAAACAGCUAUAAACUAUGUACGAAUUGUCAAGAAAUUUGAGAUUGUCAUCUCGGCAGUGGAGGGUGGACAGGCUGUAGAUCUAAGUGAAAUGCCACCACCUCCACCACCCAUUGGCUCAGUGAAAACAACUCCUGGUGUGACUGAAACUGCUGUUGAGGAGAGUGAGAAGCAGAGAGAUGCUGACAAUUCACAAUCCACUACAGGGGGAGCAGCUGAAGGUGAAGAGCAACCUGAGACUGAUUUAUAUAAUGCUCCACCUACACCAACUACUGUCAUGGAAGCUCUUAUACAGAGACUGGACAAAUAUAAGUCUGUAGAGAAGGCAGCCAAAGAAGAAGGAAAUGCGAGCAAGGCUAGGAGGAUUGGACGCAUAGUAAAACAGUAUGAAAAUGCAAUAAAGUUGCAUAAAGCUGGCAAACCCAUACCAAUUGAUGAAUUGCCAACGCCACCAGGUUUUGCUCCAAUUCCGCAGGAGGGUGGAUCAUCAGGUUCUGCAGCAGGUCCUUCAAGUCCACCAUCACAACCUCCAGUAGAUGAGGAGACACCAAAACCAGCACCUCGUCCCCAGCCAUCCCCUGCACCUACACCAAGAGCUCAGCCAUCCACUCCACACGAUGUUCAGCCAGAGUCUGAAAAAGCAAAUGUGCGCAAAUCACCACAGUCCCGGCAGGAGAAGCAAUUAGCUCUGUUGUUGGCAAGACAGAAGGAAUUUAAAGAGGCUGCUUUGCAGGCAAAACGGAAGGGGGAAAUUAAUCAGGCAAAGGAGUAUCUACGAUUGGCUAAAGGCUUUGAUCCACUUAUUGAAGCCACAAAUUGCGGAUUGCCUGUGGAUAUGGACUCUGUCCCAGUGCCACCAGCUACUAAAAUUGUAUUGGAAUCUGAUUUUGAUAUUGUCAAUGCUGAUGACUGCAUACCUGGAAGUGAUUUAGAUAUAUUUGAUAAACUGGAAGAAGACUUAUUGAAACAAGCAAAGAUGUGUCUGACUACCAGAGACCAUUUCAAAGCUAUAGGUGACAUAGCAAGUGCUAAUAGAUUUGAGCAGUUGGCAGUUCACUCCAAAAAGGAUCUAGAUGCUGUGCGUUAUGCACAUAAACGGAAUGAGUCGAUUCCCAAAUUUCAUUAUGAAAAUAAAACCUUUUCCAUUGUGCAAUGCUGUACAGAUCUUGGAGACAAUGACUUGGAGUUAACAAUUGUCCAAGGUAUCAACUACAAUGUUACAAAUCCAAAAGAUGUUGAUACAUAUGUCAGAUUUGAAUUUCCUUAUCCAAAUGAAUAUCCACAAAAGGAUAAAACUGCAGUAGUAAAAGACACAAACAAUCCUCAGUACAACCAAACAUUUCCACUGACAAUACAACGGAAUGUUCGUGCGUGUCAGAGGAUAUUUAAACGUCAAAGCUUGAAAUGUGAAGUGUGGUCUCGAGGGUCAGUGAUACGAAAUUUAUGUUGCUUCUGUUGUCCAGAGACCUGUGGCAAGACAAUAAGUUGCAGUGGAUUUUUUAGAGGCGAUUCGCUAAUUGGUACAGCAAACAUCAAACUGCAACCAUUGGAAACUAAGUGCAUUCUUCAUGAUGCUUAUGAUUUGCUUGAAGGCCGUAAAACUGUUGGUGGGAAGCUAGAAGUGAAAAUCAGAAUACGAAAUCCAAUUGUUACAAAGCAAGUUGAACAAGUGCAAGAAAAGUGGCUUGUUAUUGAUUCUAUGUGAAAAUGUUCUGACACUUCAUUGUUCCUCAUUUGGCUGGCUGUGUUCAUGUUGUGACAUUUUUAUUUCUUUCCUUUGUGCUGUUACUAGUAGAAAACUGGAAAGACAAAAAAUGCUCUGUAAAUGAUAAUCACUGUAUUGGACAAUAAUAUUUUCAGAGCACAUGUAUUAUUGUAUGUAUUAAGUUCCAGAAUCAUGUUUUGCACUGUAGGAAUUACAUGUGUGUUUAUUUCAUCAAUAUUGUUUUUAUAAAUAGAUAUGUAUAUUUGUAUAUGGAAUGUUAUAUAAAAAAGCUGUAAUAUUGUUUUUAAUUAUGAAAUAAUUAUUUUUUAAAAAUAAA